GUCUGGCCAUGGAAGCUGAGAACGAAGUGGAGAGCAGCAGCGAUGCAGCCCCUCGGACGGAGCAGCAAGAGGAGCCCUCCGAGAGCGGCCUUGGCGUGGAGACCUCGGAGGCGGUGUCUGCAGACAGCAGCGAUUCUGCCCUGGGGCCGGCCACUCUCUCGGAAGCAGACGAGUCAGGGGUCGGGCAGAGUUCUGACAGUGGGGGUGUCUCCCUGGCCGAGGUGUCUGAGAGCAACUCUGGGAGAGACUCUGUGCCCAGGGCCUACCUACCGGACUCCUCCUCCAUCGCGCAGUCUACGCUGAUCUCCAGCAUCUCCGCUGCCGCCGGCCAGUCCCUCCUCAUCUCACAGUCUGCUCAGGGCCUCGUGCACUCCAGCGUGCUGGUGGAAGGGGCAGCGGUGGUGUCAGAUUCCACAGCCUCCACCUCCUCUGACCUGGGCUCUGCCAUCGACAAGAUCAUAGAGUCCACCAUUGGGCCGGACAUCAUUCAGAGGUGCAUUGCUGUGACAAGUGAAGAGGAUGGUGGGGCACAAACAACCCAGUACCUCAUCUUGCAGGGGCCAGACGACGGUGCCCCUGUGAUGUCCCACCUGGCCAGCUCGACCUUGGCCCCUGGCUUGGUGGUGGAGUCCCUGGUGGACGGCCCCACCUCCACGUGCGUGGAACCCCCGGCCCCGCUGGAGCAGCCGGCCUGCCUGGCCCAGUCCGGGGAGCCUGACCUGGAGAGCCUGGAGGAGCUAAUGGAAGUGGUGGUGGUGCAGCAGUACAAGUGCAAGAUGUGCCACUACAAGAGCGGCGCCAAGCAGACCCUCAUCCACCACAUGCGGGAGCGGCACUUCCAGCUGGCCGCAGCUGCUGGCUUGAAAAAGGGGCGCCCGCGUAAGGGGGUUUCUGUGCAAAAGGCCCCCGAGAGGGCAAAGCCAGAAGAGGAGGAGGAGGACGACGAUGACAUUAUGGAUGCAGGUGCUGUGGAUGACCCAGAAGAUGACAGUGACUACAACCCAGCUGAGGACGAGCCCCGGGGGCGCGGGCCCGGGCCGAAGCUCAGCCGCCCUCUUCCCUCCUCCAGCGAAGAACGGCUGCGCCGGCGUCCAGGAAGGCCCCGCAAAUUCCCUCGCCUGGAGACUGUGCCUCUGCCCGAAGGUGAGGAAAUGGAUCCAGUGGUCUCCUCUCAGUGCGCUCCUCGGGGAGACCUGCAGAGCGCUGAGGCAGCCAGCUCCUCGGCCCCGGCGCCCAUUGCUGGAGAGCGGGUCGCAGAGCCCGCCGUCAGCCAGUCUGACUUGGAGAACAGAGACCCCGCCUCUCACCAGGAGCCGGAACAGAUUUCCCGCCGGCGAGGGCGACCCUCCCACCGUUUCCUGGGCAAGAAAUUCUGCAAGUACCUGGGGCGCAGGUACUGCUACAAGUCUGCCAAGCCCCUGAUGCGCCCCUUCUUGUGCCGGAUCUGCGGCUCCCGCUUCCUCACUCAUGAGGACCUGCACUUCCACGUCAACUCGCAUGAGGCCGGCGAUCCCCAGCUCUUCCGCUGCCUGCAGUGCAGCUACCGUUCCCGGCGCUGGUCGUCUCUGAAGGAACACAUGUUCAAUCACGUGGGCAGCAAGCCAUACAAAUGUGAGGAGUGCGACUAUACCAGCGUGUACAAGAAGGACGUCAUCCGCCACUCUGCUGUACACAACCGGGACAAGAAGAAGCGAGCCGACCCCCCGCCCAAGCGAAGCUCCUUCCCUUGUCCUGUCUGCAGCCGGGUCUACCCCAUGCAGAAGCGGCUCACCCAGCACAUGAAGACACACAGUGCCGAGAAGCCCCACAUGUGUGACAAGUGCGGAAAGUCCUUCAAGAAGCGCUACACCUUCAAGAUGCACCUGCUGACCCACAUCCAGGCUGUUGCAAACCGCCGGUUCAAGUGUGAGUUCUGCGAUCACGUCUGCGAGGACAAGAAGCUCCUCCUCAACCACCAGCUGCUGCACAUCAACGACAAGCCCUUCCGCUGCAGCCUCUGCUCCUACGCCACAGUACGCGAGGACUUCCUGCUCUCCCACAUGGCCGUCAAGCACACGGGAGGCAAGCCCUUCGCCUGCGAGUUCUGCCACUUCACCACCAAGCACAAGAAGAACCUGCGCCUGCACGUCCAGUGCCGCCACGCGGAGAGCUUCGAGGAGUGGGUGCAGCGGCAUCCGGAGGAGCCCCCCUGCCGCCGCCGCCCCUUCUUCACUCACCAGCAGAUCGAGGAGCUGAAGCAGCAGCACAGUCAGGGCCAGCCGGCCUCGGAGACUGCCGUGCCCAGCCCCUCGGUAACCCGGGGUCUUCCCUCGUGCCCCUCCCCAACACCCACCCCCUGCCUGGAGCAGCUCUCAGCCCUUCCUCUCCAGCAGGUCACCUCCCAGCCAGCGGAAGCGCCGCCUGCUCCAGAGCCCCCCAUCCUCGCACCAGAGCCGCUGGAGGGGGCCACCGUCAUCUAUGAGGCAGGCGUAGAAGGCUCAGCUGAGCUGGCCACACAGACGGCCCUGGAUCUCCUGCUGAAUAUGAGCAGCCAGCGAGAACUUCCCGGCAGCACCCUGGAGGUAGCCAUGGUGGAGGCAGAUGGUUUUUCCAAGGCCUCCGAAAGCCAGGUGCCACCCGAAGGGGAGGACGGCCACACCAAGGUGCUGACUCUGCAUGUGGCGGAGCCGAGCGAGGCCCUGGGGCAGGAGGCGUACGAGGGGACAGUCCUGGACAGCGCUGAGCUCCAGCAGGUCACCAUCCCCUUCAGCGGCACGGCGGAGUACAGCAUCAUCACCCCAAGUGGGGACGCCAGCACCACGCUGUACGGUGAGGAGGAGAGUCCCAGUGAGGCUGUCCAAGCUGUGAUCAGAGACACCCUGAAGGACAUCCUGGCCCCAGGUGGCCUCUCAGGGCCCCCGCAGCCUCCAGUCGAGCUGAGUGAGGAGGAGCCACAGCAGGAAGCCCCCUCCGGCGCCCACUGGCCCCGGGUGCAGCGCUUCACCUGGCAGGCCCCCAAGCCUGUGGCAUUGGCCCCCGAGAUCCAGGAGGCGCCCCCCCAGCAGGGCAUGUCCAAGAAGCUCUCUGCCAAGAAGCCGCCGGGCAAAGACUCCUCUUCGGCCAAGAAGUUCUCCUGCAAGAUCUGCGCGGCGACUUUUGCGGGCCGGGCGGAGAUGGAGAGUCACAAGCGGGCGCAUGUCGGGCCCAGCGCCUUCAAGUGCCCGGACUGCCCCUUCACAGCCCCCGCCUGGCCGGACGUCCGGAGACACAUGGAGCAGCACGCCAGCCUCAGGCCCCACAAGUGCCAGCACUGCAGCUUCGCCUCCAAGAACAAGAAGGACUUGCGCCGGCACACGCUGACCCACACCAAUGAGAAGCCCUUUUCUUGCCACAUCUGUGGGCAGAGGUUCAACCGCAACGGGCACCUCAAGUUCCACAUGCAGCGGCUGCACAGCUCGGAAGGGAAGCCACCUGCGGAGCCUGCGCCUAGCACCGCCCCCCAGACCAUCAUCCUGAACAGCGACGAGGAGACGCUGGCCACCCUGCAGACGGCUCUACAGUCCAGCCAGGCCCUGCUGUCUCCGGAGAGGCUCCAGCAGGCUCUUGGGCACGAGCACAUCAUCAUGACGCAAGAGCAGAGCGGCCCCGACCAGGAGGAGGCUGCCUACAUCCAGGAGAUCAUGACGACGACAGCCGAUGGGCAGAUGGUGCAGCACCUGGUGGCAGCAGAGAACCAGGUCCAGUACAUCAUCACCCAAGAGGGUGUUCAGCACCUGCUGCCCCACGAGUAUGUCGUUCUGCCAGAGGGGCAUCAUAUCCAGGUGCAGGACAGGCAGAUCACGCACAUCCAGUACGAGCAAGGUGGCCCGUUUGUGCAGGAGCCCCAGAUCCAGUAUGUCCCUGUGUCACCUGGGCAGCAGCUCCUCACCCAGGCUCAGCUGGAGGCAGCAGCACACUCCGCAGUGACAGCCGUGGCAGAUGCCGCCAUGGCCCAGGCCACCUUAGGCACGAAUGGUGCCACGGAACAGCUCCACCAGCUUCAGCCCGGCGUCGAUUACGACAUCAUCACCCUGGCAUAGUAGCGGGGGCU
Molecule: messenger RNA, 4069 nt
Organism: Euleptes europaea (tarantolino)
Lineage: Eukaryota; Metazoa; Chordata; Lepidosauria; Squamata; Sphaerodactylidae
Gene: ZNF335
Product: zinc finger protein 335
Biological process (GO): regulation of gene expression; brain development; positive regulation of neurogenesis
Cellular component (GO): nucleus
Molecular function (GO): RNA polymerase II cis-regulatory region sequence-specific DNA binding
Source: RefSeq, a predicted model, not a curated record